Messenger RNA from Theobroma umbraticum, 3086 nucleotides. It is a transcript of the gene KT2/3, whose product is annotated as potassium transport 2/3. Gene Ontology annotation, cellular component: membrane. Lineage: Eukaryota; Viridiplantae; Streptophyta; Magnoliopsida; Malvales; Malvaceae. Gene Ontology annotation, molecular function: voltage-gated potassium channel activity; protein binding. The record is from RefSeq and is a predicted model, not a curated record. Gene Ontology annotation, biological process: transmembrane transport; potassium ion transport.
CCUAGAGGCCUCAUUUCACUUCAGAGGGUCACUUCUUCUGCUAUUGUUUAUGAGGACCACCAACCACUCUCCCACACCCACAAUAAUAUCAACUCUCAUCUCGUUCUCUCCUUUUUGGCCUGGCCUUUCCCUCCCGGCUUCUCUGCUUCCAUUUAAUCCAAGAGGAACUCUCUUUCACUGUCGUUCUCUCUUUAGUAAUUUAGCUGAUCUUUAAAACCCCACCGUAGAAGUGUCUGUAGAAAUGGAAAUGAAAUUUACUCCAGAAGCUUUUAAGUUUACAUCUAGCAUGAAGAGGGUUCAGCAGCAAAACGAGCCGGGCAAGGCUGAAACUCCACACUCUGAAUCAGAUGAAGACACAGCUCUCAGUUUGAGUAGCUUGUCAAAGCUUAUAAUUCCUCCUUUGGGUGUUUCAAGCUAUAACCAGAAUCAAAUAAAGUCCAAAGGAUGGAUCAUCUCUCCUAUGGAUUCAAGAUACAGGUGCUGGGAAACAUUUAUGGUGUUGUUAGUAUUUUAUUCUGCAUGGGUUUACCCCUUUGAAGUUUCCUUUUUUAGUUCCUCUCCUCCAAGGAAACUCUACAUUGCCGACAACGUUGUGGACCUAUUCUUCGCAGUUGAUAUUGUCUUGACAUUUUUUGUUGCCUACAUUGAUUCAAGAACCCAGCUGCUUGUCCAGGACUCCCAAAAGAUUGCUGUGAGGUACCUGUCGACAUGGUUCUUAAUGGAUUUGGCAUCAACUAUCCCAUUUGAGGCACUAGGCUACUUGUUCACUGGCAAAAGCAAAGUGGGCAUCUCUUAUUUCCUUUUAGGAUUGCUCAGAUUUUGGCGUCUCAGGCGAGUCAAGCAGUUUUUCACCAGGCUGGAGAAGGACAUCAGAUUCAGCUAUUUCUGGAUCCGAUGUGCUAGGCUUCUAGCUGUGACAUUAUUUCUAGUGCAUUGUGCUGGAUGCCUUUACUACCUGCUAGCUGACCGAUAUCCGCACCAGGGAAGGACGUGGCUGGGGUCAGUGAAUCCAAAUUUCAGGGAGACAAGCCUUUGGAUCAGAUAUAUCUCAGCUUUAUAUUGGUCCAUCACCACUAUGACCACAGUUGGUUAUGGUGACCUCCAUGCCGUGAACACUGUGGAAAUGAUCUUUAUAAUUCUCUACAUGCUCUUCAACCUUGGCUUAACUGCUUAUAUAAUCGGUAACAUGACAAAUUUAGUGGUUGAAGGAACUCGUCGCACCAUGGAAUUUAGGAAUAGUAUUGAAGCAGCAUCAAAUUUUGUCUCUAGAAACCGGUUGCCUCCUAGGUUGAAAGAGCAGAUAUUGGCCUAUAUGUGUUUGAGGUUUAAGGCUGAGAGCUUGAACCAGCAGCAACUCAUUGAACAAUUACCAAAAUCCAUUUAUACAGGCAUCUGCCAGCAUUUGUUCUUACCAACAGUGAAGAAAGUAUAUCUUUUCGAUGGUAUAUCAAGGGAAAUUCUGCUGCACCUGGUUGCAAAGAUGAAAGCUGAAUAUUUACCACCGAGAGAGGAUGUGAUCAUGCAGAAUGAAGCGCCAGAUGAUGUUUACAUCAUUGUGUCCGGAGAAGUGGAAAUCAUUGACUAUGAGAUGAAGAAAGAGACGGCUGUUGGAACUCUGCGUUCUGAGGACAUCUUUGGAGAAAUUGGUGCACUUUGUUGCAGACCGCAAAGAUUUACAUUUAGAACAAAGACACUUUCCCAACUCUUGAGGCUCAAAACCACAGAUCUGAUUGCAGCAAUGCAGACCAAACAAGAAGAUAACCUUGCUAUCCUUAAAAACUUCCUUCAGCAAAACAAAAGGCUUGAGGAUCAUAAAAUCGGAGAUUUAGUAAUGGAGGGUGGAGAAGAAGAUGGUGAUCCCAAAAACAUUGCUAUUAGUUUGCUAACUGUGGCCGAUGCAGGCAAUGCUGCUUUUCUCGAUGAGCUUCUGAAGGCAAGAUUGGACCCUGACAUAGGAGAUUCUGAAGGGAGAACCCCAUUGCACAUAGCAGCAUCAAAAGGGCAUGAAGAAUCUGUACUGGUACUCCUUAAGCAUGCUUGCAAUGUACAUGUACGAGAUAUGAAUGGUAACACUGCAUUAUGGGAUGCUAUAUCCUCAAAGCACCAUUCUAUCUUUACGGUCCUAUACCAUUUUGCCACCAUUUCUGACCCGUUCACUGCUGGUGAUCUCUUGUGCACUGCUGCAAAAAGAAAUGAUCUGACCGUGAUGCAAGAACUACUGAAACACGGAUUAAGUGUGGAUGCAAAGGAUCGCCAUGGAUUAACAGCGUUACAAAUUGCCAUGAGAGAGAAACAUGAAGACAUGGUUAAUCUACUUGUAAUGAAUGGAGCAGAUGUCAUUAAUGCAAAUACAUAUGAAUUUUCUUCCAUAGCUUUGAAUGAAAUGCUGAAGAAGCGAGAGAUUGGCCAUCGAAUUACAGUAACUGAUACCACGUCUGGUGAAGAACUACUGAAGAAGCUUGAAAGGGAUGAUGUAGGCAUAUUAGGCAAAUGCAGAGGACUAGACCCCCUAAGGGUGAGCAUUUAUAGAGGUCAUCCUCUAAUGAGAAAAGAAUCUUGUUGUAUGGAGCCUGGGAAGCUAAUUAGGUUGCCAGAUUCUCUUGAUGAGCUCAAGAACUUUGCAGGUGAAAAGUUUGGGAUUGAUCCAAGGAAUGCGAUUGUAACAGAUGAAGCAGGGGCUGAAAUUGAUUCCAUUGAAGUGAUCAGAGAUAACGAUAAGCUUUUCAUUGUUGAAGAACCAAUAAAUUACCCUAUGUAAUCAAACUUAAUCGGAUCAGACAGAUCAACUCUUCUUCAGCAGUAUGCGUUCCACAAGGAAAGCACAACCUUAUACAAUUUGUACAUUACUAGCCUCACAUAAUCAGGGAAAUGUUUUUCUUCCCUUGGUUUAUUGUUUUUCCUUCCGGGCCAUCAGGUUGAAACUGCUAACGGUUAGAGCCCUUAACUUGCCUCUCAUUUUUCUCUUUGGAUGCUUUUUGUGUACGUAUCCAAAGGGUGAAUCGUACUUCAAGUAAUUUUCAUAAGCUUGAGAAAUUAAAUGAUCACUUGAUUCAAAGUGAUGAUGAUCUUUAGUUGAACAUGCUCAA